Sitophilus oryzae (rice weevil) is the source of this 1889-nucleotide messenger RNA. RefSeq lists its product as uncharacterized. The record is from RefSeq and is a predicted model, not a curated record. Gene Ontology annotation, cellular component: Las1 complex; preribosome, large subunit precursor. Gene Ontology annotation, biological process: maturation of LSU-rRNA; maturation of 5.8S rRNA. Gene Ontology annotation, molecular function: endonuclease activity. The transcript has 8 exons. Lineage: Eukaryota; Metazoa; Arthropoda; Insecta; Coleoptera; Curculionidae. The coding region runs from base 176 to 1618 and encodes 480 amino acids.
GUUGAGCUGGAAUUAUAGUUCAUACAAAUUUAUACAAAAACAAAACAUUCCUUCUUUUUGUAUUUGGAUAGUUCAGAUGUACCGGGUGUUACAUCCUUAGAUUAAGGUUAGAUUUUUCCAUCGUAGAUUUUCCUUGAUAUUUGAAGAAUUUAUUUUCAAUAUUAAAAUAUAAAAAAUGUCUCUAUCUCAAAAACAUUCCGGAUUAAUUCUUGUUCCUUGGUUUAACAAAAUGGAAUGGGAUCAUGUCUAUAAUUUAGUUUAUUCAGAAAAUAAAGCGAAACAAUCAGAAGCUUUAAAUAUACUUAAAAUGUGGAAGGCAAGAACCCCGAUUCUACCAGCAGGAGUGGAAGGAACACUUAUCAUAUUAGAAGCAUUGUUAAUUGAUGAUCAGCUGCUCACAUAUGAACAAUUUACUAAGUUAUAUUCUGUUGCUUUAAUGAGAUUUCUUAACUUAUCUGCUGCAAACAGUGAUAAACAAGGUACCUUUUCAAGAACGUCAUCAAAAAAUGAAUUGCCAAAGUGGUUAGUAAACCUAAGACAUGAUAUUGCACAUGGUCAUCAAAUACCUUCCAAAUUUAAUUUACAAACAGGUUUAAAUUUUGGUUUCAAAUGGUUAAAAGAAAAAUAUUGGAGAUCGCAGGAAAACAAAUUAAUUGAUUUUUAUGGAGAAACUAAUGAAGGUCUAGUAACUAAUGUAAAAGCUUAUGUCAAUUUAAAUAUGCUAUUAUUUAAAAGUUCUGAAUUAGACGAAUCUUAUGUUGACCAGAUUAAACAAAAGUUUUAUAAAAAGUAUAAAAAGAAGAUUAAUUAUCCUUCUGAAAUACUGGAAAUUUUGGAAGAAACUAUUCGACAAAGUUUAGAUGCCGAUCAGUCAGAGAAAAAUGUGAAUGAGUUGCUAAAUGUCCUUGUAUCCAUUGAAGGUUUACUUAAAACUAAUUUGGAUAGUCAUACAGAACAAGGCGAAAUAAAAAUUAUUAAAGAUUUUCGAAAUAUUUGGAAGAAUAUAAUAAGCCUGUUACAUCACUUCAAUCUUUUGUUUAGUUUAAUCUCAAAGUUGUUUCAUGAAAUGUCUGAUGUUUCAAAUUUUGAUAAUACCAAAAAAAUGGCUUCAAUAUGGAUAAGGGAGUUAUUAAUUUCACUGAUGUACUUGAAAUACAAGGACAGCAUGAAAGAAAAUUUUGAUUAUUUAGAAAUCCAUUCCAAUGGAUAUUUAUAUGAAAGAGAAUUAUUACAGUUUCAAGAUAAAGUUCUGGUUUCAUCUAAUGAGCAUUCUAUUAAUUUUAUAGAUAUAUUACUGAAAUAUAACAGAAAUACUGAGGAGUUUAAUUCAACUGCAAUCGAUUUAAUUAACUUUCAUUAUUUGCCAGGAAGUUUAGCAAAUGUAGAAAAUAUAAUAUUUUCAGUAUCUGAUUUGGAGAGCUCCAAUAUUUUUGAUGAAAGUGUGGAUGCAGUAGAAUAUACAGAAAGUAAUGUCAGUCACUAUUCUAACGAUAACAAUUUACAUGAAAUAAAAGCAGGUGCUAAGUGGACAAAAAUUACAGAUACCUCAGCUUUCAAAAACUGCCCUGUUGGAAUAUUACCUCAUCAAAUUCAAAAACGACAUCCUUUUUUAUUGUAAUUAAUAAAAGAUAGCUAAUAAAAUAAUUUUAGAAAAGAAAAAAAUCUUACAAUUCUUGCACUGAGAUGUAUGGUUUAUUAAUUUUUAAUAUGCAUAAUUCACCCUAGAUAAGUAUUUUUAUAUAUUUAUUUAAAAGAAAUGCCGCCCUUUUUUAACUCAGCAUUAGUAGUUCAAAUGUAUCGCCCUUUAAAUCUAGGUCAAAUUUGACGUCCGUCGAUUUGUCAAUGAUGAAAACUGUGGAUGAAAAUAAUAAAAGCCAAAUAAUGCAAAA